ACCCACGGGCGGCGGAGGCGGGCGCGCGGCGCAGACAGCAGCUCCAGCUGGAGAGGCGCCGUCGGAUCUGCGUCGUCCCGAGCGUAGACCGGAGCUCCCCGCCGCCCCUGCGGCUGAGCGGGCCUCGGCAGCAGCCGACUGACGGCUCGGCCGCCACAGACAGAUUGGCCGCCAGCCCCCAGCUCCCGGAGGAGCCCCUGCCGCGUCCACGCCGCCCGAGCCCAGCAGGUGCUGGGAAACCGCAGGCGAGCGCGCCCCGUGCCGCCGACCCCGAGCCCCGCCCGCCGUUCUCCGUCCGCCGUCGGGGCGGCCGCGGCCCCGGUCCCCGCCCGGCCGCGGAGCGGAUGCGCGCCCGCUGAGCGCCCGCCCGGCCCGGCCAUGGCCGCGCGCCCCGGGCCGCUGUGGCUCGUGGGCCUGGCGCUGUGCGCGCUGAGCGGCGGCGGCCCCGGCCCGCGCGCCCCGGCCGGCUGUCCGGCCCGCCGCCUGGGCCCGCGCGAGCGCCGCGACAUGCAGCGCGAGAUCCUGGCGGUGCUCGGGCUGCCCGGGCGGCCCCGGCCCCGCGCGCCGUCCGCCGCCGCCCGGCUGCCUGCGUCGGCGCCGCUCUUCAUGCUGGACCUGUACCACGCCAUGGCCCGCGACGACGACGAGGACGGCGGCCCCCCAGAGCGGCGCCCGGGCCGCGCCGACCUGGUCAUGAGCUUCGUCAACAUGGUGGAGCGUGACCGUACCCUGGGCCACCAGGAGCUCCACUGGAAGGAGUUCCGCUUUGACCUGACCCAGAUCCCAGAGGGGGAGAUGGUCACAGCCGCUGAGUUCCGGAUUUACAAGAUGGCCAGCACCUACCUGCUCAACGGGACCCUGCACGUCAGCAUGUUCGAGGUGGUCAGAGAGCAGUCCAACAGGGAGUCUGACUUGUUCUUUUUGGAUCUUCAGACGCUCCAAGCUGGGGACGAGGGCUGGCUGGUGUUGGACGUGACAGCAGCCAGUGACCGCUGGUUGUUGAGCCGGAACAAGGACCUGGGGCUCCGCCUCUAUGUGGAAACGGACGAUGGGCACAGCGUGGAUCCUGGCCUGGCCGGCCUGCUGGGGCGACGGGCGCCGGGCUCCAAACAGCCCUUCCUGGUCACUUUUUUCAGGGCGAGCCCUGGUCCCGUCCGAGCCCCUCGGGCAGCGAGGCCCCUGAAGAGGAGGCCACCCAAGAAAACCAACGAGCUGCCACACCCGAACAAACUCCCGGGGAUCUUUGAUGACGUUCACGGCACCGACGGCCGGCAGGUUUGCCGGCGGCACGAGCUCUACGUCAGCUUCCAGGACCUCGGCUGGCUGGAUUGGGUCAUUGCUCCCCAAGGCUACUCGGCCUAUUACUGUGAGGGGGAGUGCUCCUUCCCGCUGGACUCGUGCAUGAACGCCACCAACCAUGCCAUCCUGCAGUCCCUGGUCAGUACCGCGUCCAUCCUGUCCCCACCCACGGGGAGAGGGCUCGUGCAGCCAGGUGGAUGGAAGCGCCUGCUCGGGUCUCAGGGAGCUCUCCCCACCCUUCACUGUGGGCACACGCAGUUAACUUCCCAUGUCUGUACAGGAACUGGUCCCUAUGUGGCCACGUUCACAUGUAGACCCCUAGGCAUCUGAACCCACACACACCCGACUUACCCUGACUGCUUGUGCACACCCAGAUCCGUGCCCUGCACAUGCACGUGUAAGGCAUUCACGUACAUACGUGGGCACCCAGAUUUACAAGACAUGCUUGCUUCUGGUCACACAUCACACCACAACACACACAUAACAUGUGCAUCCCACCUGUGUACCUGUGUGCUCUAAACACACAUCACCGUGUCCCCUGGCAUCCUCGGCCUCCUGUUGCACAGAUGCCUGUGGGGUGAGUGACAGGCAUGUGCAUUCAGCCAUCUGCUGCACAGUGUAUGAGGAGAGCGUUACAGGUGUGACCUGGGUGACGUGCUGGGCUUUGCCCCCCACUUCUGUUCACCUCCCCAUUGUCUUUUUCCUGGUCCCUUAGUUCUUUGUGUCUCCCACAGGAAGUAAAUGCUUUUGAUCCUGUCUGGGUUACCUUUAAAUGCCGAAUAAUAGUUUCUGUGAGGA
Molecule: messenger RNA, 2097 nt
Organism: Acinonyx jubatus (cheetah)
Lineage: Eukaryota; Metazoa; Chordata; Mammalia; Carnivora; Felidae
Gene: BMP8B
Product: bone morphogenetic protein 8b
Exons: 6
Coding region: 379-1629 (416 amino acids)
Biological process (GO): SMAD protein signal transduction
Cellular component (GO): extracellular region
Molecular function (GO): cytokine activity; growth factor activity
Source: RefSeq, a predicted model, not a curated record